AUGAAACUGGCUCUGCUGGCGCUUCUCGUCUGUUGUUUAGCGUACGCCAAGGUCCAGGCCCAAAAUGUCUGUGUCCAGCGCAACUCGUGUUCUUGUGUCUUCCCGGAUAAGAGGGUGGUGGAUUUGUCUCCCUUAGCUUUCAACAAUGGAACACCAAGAUGGUCAAACUUAUGGGAUACAUACUAUACUAGCAGAUAUUCAUUCAACCCCUGUUACAACUUUACUGAAAACAACUGUACCGGUGUAUCGGUAUGCCGUUUUGACGGAGUUUUCUACACAAAUGUGGGCAGUCAGCAGUCGGCCAGUUUUGUCACAAACUCCACCAAUGGCCACCAGGCAAUCAUCUACAACAGCACAGAUAGUAGUAAUAAGACACGGACCACACGAGUGGAGCUAGUGUGUAUCUAUGAGGGACCGGACACUCUGACUGUCGUUGGAGAAACUGAUCCGAACUAUUACGUACGUGUAUAUUCACAUGCACGGAUAACACUUUUGUGCUUAGCAAUAACAUCCCCCCCCCCCCAUGGCUAUUGUUGCACUAACAGCUUUUCACUUACUUU
Messenger RNA from Candidula unifasciata, 560 nucleotides. The record is from the annotation of a GenBank genome assembly. NCBI's taxonomy places the organism in Eukaryota, Metazoa, Mollusca, Gastropoda, Stylommatophora, Geomitridae.